AUGGCAGCUUUCAACCUUACCCCCUCUAACCCGUCCACAUUCAUCCUAUUGGGCGUCCCUGGCCUGCAAGAUGCCCACGUCUGGAUUUCCAUCCCCUUCUCCAUGUUCUACAUUAGCAGCCUGUUGGGAAAUCUCAUGCUUCUGUUUGUCAUAGGCAAAGAGCAGACCCUGCACCAGCCAAUGUACCUGCUGCUCUGCCUGCUGGCGCUCACCGACAUCGCCACCUCCACUUCCCUCAUACCGAAGGCCCUCUGUAUAUUUUGGUUCAACUCGCAAGACAUUACUGUGGGUGGCUGCCUCACCCAGAUGUUCCUCAUUAAUGUGGGUGCGUCAAUGCAUUCAGCCAUUCUUGUGACAAUGGCCUUCGACCGCUAUGUUGCCAUAUGCAACCCCUUGAGAUAUACCACCAUCCUCACCAAUGCCCGGAUAGCUAAGCUGGGGUUAGUGUGUUUGCUAAGAGCUAUCCUCUUAAUUUUGCCCCUGCCCCUGCUCCUGAGCCAACAGCCAUUCUGUGCCAACCGCAUUAUCCCCCAUACGUACUGUGACCACAUCGUUGUCGCAAAGAUGUCAUGUGGGGACACCACAGUGAGCAGUAUGUACGCUUUGGUGACAGUGAUUGUAAUCAUGGGGUCAGACCUGACGCUUAUCGCCCUGUCCUACAGAUUCAUCGUCAGAGCCGUCCUCAGAAUCUCCUCCAAGAAAGCCCACCAGAAAGCCUUCAACACCUGCACGGCCCACCUUUGUGUGAUACUCAUUUCUUAUCCUAUUUUCCUCUUCUCCAGUCUCACACACCGGUUCGGUCAGGCUAUUGCACCCCACGUUCACAUUAUCUUGGCCAACCUCUAUUACCUACUGCCCCCCGUGCUCAACCCCAUCGUUUAUGGGAUCAAAACCAAAGAGCUCCGUGAGAAAGUGGAAAAAUAUAUCUCCAGCCUGUCCUCACCUGGGGUCACUAAUGUUAAAUCUGCAUGA
Pelodiscus sinensis (Chinese soft-shelled turtle) is the source of this 972-nucleotide messenger RNA. RefSeq names its product olfactory receptor 52N4-like. Gene Ontology annotation, biological process: G protein-coupled receptor signaling pathway. Gene Ontology annotation, molecular function: G protein-coupled receptor activity; olfactory receptor activity. Lineage: Eukaryota; Metazoa; Chordata; Testudines; Trionychidae. The record is from RefSeq and is a predicted model, not a curated record. Gene Ontology annotation, cellular component: plasma membrane.